AUGAACAAGAGUUUUUCGUGUUUCGUUUUCAACACACUUCGACUUCAUGAUAAACUCGCUUUGGAAGUCUCAGGUUACGUUUAUUUGAAAACUAUCAUCAUUUGUUUUAAACUCUCAAAUUACAUUUUGAUCGAGUUUAAAGUUAUUGAAGUUCGUGAUAAAAUAUCAACAAAUAAAGAAAAGAUUUCAAGAGUAAAGAUGUGCUCACGAAAAGCAAGACAAAAUAAGAAAAAGAAAAGCGCCAAUCACCAUAAGAGAAGUCAACAACUUUUAAACUUUAAAAAUGCCUAA
Messenger RNA from Clunio marinus, 291 nucleotides. The record is from the annotation of a GenBank genome assembly. Lineage: Eukaryota; Metazoa; Arthropoda; Insecta; Diptera; Chironomidae.